Molecule: messenger RNA, 3162 nt
Organism: Peromyscus leucopus (white-footed mouse)
Lineage: Eukaryota; Metazoa; Chordata; Mammalia; Rodentia; Cricetidae
Gene: Pigq
Product: phosphatidylinositol glycan anchor biosynthesis class Q
Exons: 11
Coding region: 162-1982 (606 amino acids)
Biological process (GO): GPI anchor biosynthetic process
Cellular component (GO): endoplasmic reticulum; membrane
Source: RefSeq, a predicted model, not a curated record
GCGGCAACGCGCGGAGCCGGCGGAAAUGGGGCUGAUGUCCCGCGGCGGGCCUGGGGGCCGCGAGCAUCGACGUCCUCCCGGGCCCGCCGGACGCGGUUCCCAACCCAGUCCCUUCCCUACCGCUCGGGGACGCGGCCCAGGGAAGCAGCCGGGUCCCCGGCAUGGUGCUCAAGGCCUUCUUCCCCACAUGCUGUGCCUCAGCAGACAGUGGACUACUGGUGGGACGGUGGGUCCCGGAGCAGAGGAGUGCUGUGAUCCUGGCUGUGGUGCACUUUCCCUUCAUCCCCAUCCAAGUCAAGGAGCUCCUGGCCCAGGUGCAGAAGGCCAGCCAAGUACAAGUGGCUGUGCUAGGCACCUGGUGCCACCGUCAGCAGGAACCCGAGGAGAGCCUGGGGCACUUCCUAGAGGGCCUGGGUGCCAUCUUCUCCCAUGAUCCCUGGUUGCGGCUGUGCCGGGAAAGGGGUACCAGGUUCUGGAGCUGCAAGGCCACUUACCGUCACGUGUCUGACACUCCGGGCCCAGCCCCUGAAGACCAGGUCAUGCUCAUCUUCUACGAUCAGCGCAAGUUGCUGCUCUCCUGGCUGCAUCCACCGGCAGUACUGCCUGGCUGCCAGGGUGGAGAGACCACACCCGGCACGGGAGGCCUAGCUGACAUCUUUGACACUGUGGCACGCAGUGAGGUGCUCUUCCGAAAUGACCAGUUUGAUGAGGUCCCGGUCCGCCUAAGCCACUGGCAGUCAGAGGGCGUGGAGGCCAGCAUCCUGGUGGAGUUGGCAAAGCGGGCCUCGGGGCCUGUCUGCUGGCUGCUGAGCUCUCUGCUGUCUCUGCUCUCAGCUGCUAGUGCUUGCCGAGUGAGGGACCUUGACUGGAAAAGCAAGGAACUAAAGGCUGGAGCUGUCAGUCUCAGGCCUUCUCUCCUCCCCAGGCUGUGGAAGCUCUGGCCCCUUUCUUUCAUCAGAAGCAAGCUCUCCACCUGUGAACAGCUCCAGCACCGCCUCAAACACCUCUCACUUAUCUUUAGCACCGAGAAAGCCCAGAGUCCCAUGCAGCUGAUGAGGAAAGCCAACAUGCUGGUGUCCGUGCUACUGGAUGUGGUCCUUGGCCUGCUGCUGCUCUCCUGGCUCCACAGCAACAACCGGAUUGGACAGCUGGCCAAUGCCCUGGUCCCCGUGGCUGAUCACGUGGCUGAGGAGCUCCAACAUCUGCUGCAGUGGUUGAUGGGUGCUCCUGCUGGGCUCAAGAUGAAUCGGGCACUGGAUCAGGUGCUAGGCCGCUUCUUCCUGUACCACAUCCAUCUGUGGAUCAGCUAUAUCCACCUUAUGUCCCCCUUUAUUGAGCACAUCCUGUGGCAUGUGGGCCUCUCAGCCUGCCUAGGACUGACUGUUGCCUUGUCCAUCCUUUCGGACAUCAUUGCCCUCCUUACCUUCCACAUCUACUGCUUCUAUGUCUACGGUGCCAGGCUGUACUGCCUGAAGAUCUAUGGCCUCUCCUCUCUGUGGCGUCUGUUCCGGGGAAAGAAGUGGAAUGUUCUGCGCCAGCGGGUGGAUUCCUGUUCCUAUGAUCUUGACCAGCUGUUCAUUGGGACCUUGCUCUUCACCAUCCUGGUCUUCUUGCUGCCUACCACUGCUCUGUACUACCUGGUAUUCACCCUGCUCCGGCUCCUGGUGAUCACUGUGCAAGGCCUAAUCCGUCUGCUUGUGGACCUCAUCAACUCCCUGCCCCUCUACUCCCUUGGCCUUCGACUCUGCCGACCGUACAGGCUGGCCGCUGGUGUGAAGUUCAGAGUCCUGGAACAGGAAGCAGGCAGGCCCCUUCGCCUCCUGAUGCAGAUAAACCCCCUGCCCUAUGGCCACGUGGUGCGCACCUACCGCCUGCCUAGCUGUGGCUGCCAUCCCAAGCACUCCUGGGGUUCCCUGUGCCGAAAGCUGUUCUUCGGAGAGCUCAUCUACCCCUGGAGGCAGAGAGAGGACAAACAGGACUGAGCAGCUGGACACAGCCUACCCAUAGCUACUACACAGCCAUCGCACUCCCUCUCUGCCUGGAUAGCAGUGACCAUGGGUUUAUCUCAGGUCCCAUGGGCCAGCCAGACACUCUGUGUGCUGAAUGUAGGCAGGUCUUACCUUUGAGUUACUGCUCUGGCUUUCAGGCCCUGUGAGCUUCAGUCCUGCACUCCAUCUCCCUAGCACAGUGGUUCUCAACCUUCCUAAAGCUGCGACCCUUUAAUACUAUUCCUCAUGUUGUGAUGACCUCUAGCCAUAAAACUAUUUCGUUGCUACUUCAUAACUGUAAUUUUGCUACUGUUAUGAACUGUAAUGUAAAUAUUUGUUUUCCUAUGGUCUUAGGCGACUCCUGUUGCCUAAGGGUCGUUCACCUCCUAAAGGCAUCGCAGCCCACAGGUUGAGACCCACUGCUCUGGCACCACCUGCUUUAUUGUGGUCGGUGCACUGAGCCUGAUUCCUAGGAGUGCUCAGACUCUGGGAUAUGCUGGCAGGUGUCCUUGGCUGCUUUAGUGGGUGGGAGCAUUCCUGAGUACCUGGUGCACUCAAGGAACCUGAGCAGAACGUUUCCAUCUGGGGAGCGGAGGCAACUGCUGAUUCCCUGCCCCAGCAAACUAACCCCUCACUCUGUACUUCACGGGUCUGCCUGUUGCUGCUCCCUGGAGAUUGCUUUGUGAAGUUGCUGCUAAUAGGCCACUGGGUGCCCUUUGCCUGAAGUCACACCGUACGGGGUGAUUGGAUACCUGCCUACCUGACUGCCUUGCUCUUGCGUAGUGCCUCAUGUGGGAUAGGCCCUUUGGCACAAUAUUCUUUCUUUUCUCAUUGACCCCUUAUAGGACCAGACAGCUCUCGUCUGGACAGGCACUUCUGUGGCUCAGUCUGUGAAUGACCUGGGGGAAGUGGAAUGGCCAGGGUUCCCUGCCACUUAGUAGGAGCCCAUGUGAGCUAGUCCCAAGCGGACAGGAAGCCUCAUUGCCUGAGGGUCUAGAAGCAUCUGCUGUGGGCAGGAGGGGCAGCCAGCCCUGCCUGUCUUUCAGGGGCACUCAGGACUAUCCACAUUGGUCAUCUGUGCCUGCUUCCCUUUGCUAUAGGCCACAGGAGGGUGUUGGUGAAGAUGAAUCCUGACCCUGUGGUGACAAUAAAACCUCAUGAAUUUGGAGUACUA